Molecule: messenger RNA, 987 nt
Organism: Octodon degus (degu)
Lineage: Eukaryota; Metazoa; Chordata; Mammalia; Rodentia; Octodontidae
Gene: Rab39a
Product: RAB39A, member RAS oncogene family
Exons: 2
Coding region: 71-724 (217 amino acids)
Biological process (GO): Rab protein signal transduction
Cellular component (GO): Golgi membrane
Molecular function (GO): GTP binding; GTPase activity
Source: RefSeq, a predicted model, not a curated record
CAGUUCCCGCCGCCAAACUUGCUCCGCGGAGGGCGGGAGGGGCGGCCCGCGAGCUCAGGGCACGUGAGCCAUGGAGACCAUCUGGAUCUACCAGUUCCGCCUCAUCGUGAUCGGAGACUCCACCGUGGGCAAGUCGUGCCUGCUGCACCGCUUCACGCAGGGCCGCUUCCCCGGGCUGCGCUCGCCCGCCUGCGACCCCACCGUCGGCGUGGACUUCUUCUCCCGCCUGCUGGAGAUCGAACCCGGCAAGAGGAUCAAGCUGCAGCUCUGGGACACGGCGGGGCAGGAGCGGUUCAGAUCAAUAACUCGAUCAUAUUACCGCAACUCAGUCGGUGGAUUUCUAGUAUUUGACAUUACUAACCGACGGUCUUUCGAACACGUGAAGGAUUGGCUAGAAGAAGCGAAAAUGCACGUACAGCCGUUUCAGAUUGUAUUUCUGCUGGUGGGACAUAAGUGUGACUUGGCUUCGCAGCGUCAGGUUACACGGGAAGAAGCGGAAAAGCUGUCUGCAGACUGUGGAAUGAAGUACAUCGAAACCUCUGCCAAAGACGCCACGAACGUGGAGGAAUCCUUCACGAUCUUGACGCGAGACAUUUAUGAACUGAUUAAAAAGGGAGAAAUUUGUAUUCAGGAUGGCUGGGAAGGGGUGAAAAGUGGGUUUGUCCCAAAUACAGUGCAUUCCUCCGAGGAAGCAGUGAAGCCCAGGAAGGGGUGCUUCUGCUGACUUGCAAAAUGCCAAAGAGCCACCCGGGACCGGUCGGUGUCACGCAGCGAAGUGUGCAGUGAGAGCAUUAAAAAACGUGUAGACCCACACUGACACUGCUCUCUAAGUGUUUUGGAUCAGAGCCCCGCACUUACUACCGAAUUAGGUAUUUUGAUAAAUUAUCGGGCAUAGCUGACAACUUGAUCGAAACCGGAGUAUCUGUAUAAUGUCACUUCGUUGGAAUGUUGCUGACCCCAGUGUCCAGACACGUGCAGAACCCGUGU